AGCUGAAUUUUGUUGAUACUGCAUAUUUUUGAUCCUGACUGCGAACGUUUAGAAUUUGGCCAUGCUGGACAUUUCGCAAAUGUGCCGUGUUUGCAGGGACGAAUCCGACUGCCUGGUGGAUAUAUAUACAGAGUCAUGUGCCUCCAAGCGGGAUCAGGAGCAGGAGCCGCCCUUGGCGACAAUGCUGAGGGAAUGCAGCGGAUGCAGCGUGGACAGGAAGGACGGAAUGCCACAGUUCAUCUGCGUGGAGUGUGCGGAGGCCACAAGAAAUGCCUAUCGGCUAAGACGGCAAUGCCGGAAAAGCCAUCUAUACUUUGACCAGCUGCGCCUGAUGAUAAAGGAGCUGGAGGAUCUUGAGGAUUGCUUUAUUAUAACGGAUAACCCACAGAUGUCAGUGUCGGUAGUCGAAGCUGGUGAAACGGCGGAGACCUGCGAAUCCCAAGGCCAGGAACCUCUUUUCGUAGAACUUGUGGAGCCUAAGUACAAGUCUCCAGAACCGAAGCCACUGACACCUCCUUUUCCAGACAACAAUGAGCUCGCGAAAAGUGAUUCUCCAGUGAAGACGCCAGACACCAAGCAAAAGAAAAGGGCGCGAUCAUGCUCGGAUAGUGAGUCAUGGAGCCCGGAAAGUGAGAAAGAUGAUGAUGACCAGGAAGAUAAUGAUGAAACCUGGAAUGGACCAAAACAACGCAAAUCGAAAAACGUUGGCAGACCAUUUCGGUGCCAGCAGUGCAAGCAAACCUUCGCCCAAAAAAUUAACCUACAAAUUCACAUGCGAGUACAUACAGGCGAGCGUCCCUACAAGUGCUCCCAAUGUCCGCGAUCCUUUGCCCAGAAGGGCAACCUUCAGAGCCACACACGCUGCCACACCGGCGAGCGACCCUUUGAAUGUCCGAAAUGCCCCAAACGAUUCCGGCAAGUCGGCCAACUGCAAGUGCACACCCGAACUCACACCGGCGAGCAUCCGUACAAAUGUUCCAUUUGUCGGUAUAGCUUCAAGCAACAAAACGGCCUCCAGCGACAUAUGACAAUACACACCGGAAAAAAGACCCGGAUCAGCAGCCAAGAAACAAAAAAUAGUUAGGUUUAAAUAGUUUCUAUUUUUUAUUUCAUCAGAUAAUCGAUUUGUUAAAGGAAUUUGUACAUUUGUAAGGUAGGCCAGUAAAAAGUAAAUAAUAAGGUUUAACUAU
This is a messenger RNA of Drosophila santomea, 1190 nucleotides long. Its product is annotated as zinc finger protein interacting with ribonucleoprotein K. The coding region runs from base 62 to 1084 and encodes 340 amino acids. Gene Ontology annotation, molecular function: DNA-binding transcription factor activity, RNA polymerase II-specific; zinc ion binding; RNA polymerase II transcription regulatory region sequence-specific DNA binding. Gene Ontology annotation, biological process: regulation of transcription by RNA polymerase II. The record is from RefSeq and is a predicted model, not a curated record. The transcript has a single exon. Gene Ontology annotation, cellular component: nucleus. Lineage: Eukaryota; Metazoa; Arthropoda; Insecta; Diptera; Drosophilidae.